AUGGACCGAGUGACUCACGUUAUCGACCCAGACGGCGAAGUUAUAAUAGUUCUACAAAAUCCAAAUGCCCCUUUUGCAGAACUAAGUGAAGCUCUGACCAGCGACAAUCUUGCAUAUAUCCUUCCCGGACCAAGCGAUGAAAUCCAGAACUCGGCGGAAGGGAUAAAAGCUUUGAGAAAUGAGCCGAUUAAAACGCUCAAAAAGGGGAAGAAGAAAAAGAAGAAAGUGUCUAGUUCUGGGCGGCGUGCUGUUCAUCAUCAAGAGUCUGCUCCUGUAGCACCCGCUGCCGAAGCACCCGCUGAAGCACCCGCUGAAGAACCCGUUGACGAACCCGCUGAAGCACCCGCUGAAGAACCCAUUGACGAACCCGUUCACGAACCCGCCGAAGGACCUGCCGGAAUUGGGGUCACUAAACAGUUGGAGGAAAACUGCUUCCGCAUCCAAGUAUCGGCGAAACAUUUGAUCCUCUCCUCCUCAGUUUUCAAGAAAAUACUCACUGGUGGGUGGAAAGAAAGUAUUACAUAUCUACGAAAAGGCUCGGUUGAAAUCACUGCGGAUAGCUGGGAUGUCGACGCGCUCUUAAUUAUGCUUCGCAUUAUACAUUGUCAGUCCCAUCAAAUACCGCGUAAACUGACGCUUGAGAUGCUCGCGAAAGUUGCUGUUUUGGCGGACUACUACGACUGCAGGGAGGCUGUAGUCUUUUUCGCAGAUACAUGGAUUAACGCUCUGGACGAUAUUACUCCCGCAACAUAUUCUAGGGACUUGAUACUUUGGUUAUGGGUUGCCUGGUAUUUCCACCUCCCCGCUAACUUCAAAGAAGCCACCUCAAGUGCCAUGUCUUUAAGUAACGGCUGGAUUGAUAAUCUCGGGCUCCCAAUCCCCGAGGAAAUCAUUAGUAUGGGCGCUUGA
Messenger RNA from Aspergillus luchuensis, 909 nucleotides. Its product is annotated as BTB/POZ domain-containing protein. Lineage: Eukaryota; Fungi; Ascomycota; Eurotiomycetes; Eurotiales; Aspergillaceae. The transcript has a single exon. The record is from RefSeq and is a predicted model, not a curated record. Bases 1 to 909 code for a protein of 302 amino acids.